This is a messenger RNA of Polychytrium aggregatum, 4419 nucleotides long. Its product is annotated as Vinculin family-domain-containing protein. Gene Ontology annotation, biological process: cell adhesion. The transcript is spliced from 12 exons. Lineage: Eukaryota; Fungi; Chytridiomycota; Chytridiomycetes; Polychytriales. Gene Ontology annotation, molecular function: actin filament binding. The record is from RefSeq and is a predicted model, not a curated record. Bases 1 to 4308 code for a protein of 1435 amino acids.
AUGCACACCAAGACCUCACGCCAGGUACUUUCGCCCCUCGCCGACGCCGUCACCGGGCUGAUCGGAGUGGUCUCGGAGUGUGAAAUCAACGACACGGGGCUGCCUGAUCUCUCUCAGGUAGCGCUGGUCGUGGACGAGCAGAUCAAGAACCUCGUGGGUAUCGGACGGAAGAUCCAGGAGGGACCCUCGGCCGAUGAGACCUUCAAGAAGGAGAUGCCGCUGGCGUCGGAAGCAGUGAGCAAGUGCUCCAAGCUCCUGCUCGCCUCCACAACUGAGCUGCAAAAGGACCCCAAGUCAGUCUCUGGGCGGAACUGUCUCCUUGAGGCUGUGAAGGGAAUCCUCGUGGGAACGACCCAGGUCCUUAACGUCCACGAUGACCUUGAGGUCCGCAAGAUCGUCAAGAGCUCGCAGCAGUGCCAGAGCUAUCUGAACUCGAUCAUCGAGCUCGCUGCCAAGGUGCCCGACCCGGCCGUCAGCCAGGAACUCCUCCGCACCAUCGCCCGGACCUCGCAGACCUUCGUCUCGCUCGCGCAGAUGACCACCCGGCGUCUUGACGAGCUUGUCCUGGAGCUACUUCAGGCCCGGCUCAAGGUCGACAUCGGCGUGCUUACGCGUGAGAGCCCGCUGCUCAUCAGCUCCUGCAAGCUGGCUCUCAGCAAGUCCAGCGACGAGACGAAGCGCUACUCGCUCGAGCACUCCAGCCGGCGUCUGAUCGAGGCUUGCCAUGACAUUGAAAUCGUGGUUCAGUGGAGAGAGGAAGAGCAGGCCAUGCCGCAGGAUCACCGUGUCUUGCUUGACAGCCAGAUCCAAAAAGCUCAGCAGCUGAACUCCAAGCUGAUCGAUGCGACCAACACAGAGGCAACCAAAGUCAUGCUCUUCACGCAGCAGGAGCGAAGCAAUAUCGUCGACCAGAUCCUCGAGCGCUCGAAAGAUGUAAUUUCCCAGUUUGAGCCCUCGACGGUCAAGCAGCAAAUCGAGUGCAUCAUGUCCAAUCUCGAAACGUGCCAGUCACGGGUUCAAAGGAACGUGAACAAUCUGCUGGGCGACCCUUCAAACGAGCUGCUCAAGCAAGACCAGUGUCAACUACUCCAGUACGAAACCAAGGCUUUGGAGUCGCUACCAAGCUAUCUGAACCAGGGGCUCAUCGCUAAUCUCUCCUCGUCCUUCAACCAACUCGGGGACCUCGAGAACCCAACCGCCAUCAUCAGUAUCCUUAAUGCUGGCGUGGUCAACAGUGAUAAGCCUGGCGAUCGAGCACGACCCGACUUGGCGACGGUGACCCAAGCGUUUGACGCCGAAGCCGACAAAAUGAUCCACCUGGUCUCAAAGGCACUCAAUCAAAGCGGCAAGGCCGACUACCAGCGCGUCCAGCAGAUUGGUCUCUAUCGCGAUCGGCUCUCAAGCCUGCAGAGCGCACUAACCGAGGCCGCCCAGAUCGUUGCCGACAGCCCGAGCGACCAGGCAGCCAAAACCCACUUUGGCAUCGUGUGCAAAGCGUGGCAGGAGGGUGUCAAGGAGCUUCAGAACCUGACCGUUGUCGAGGAAGGGCUAUUCCAGACCUCGGACCUCUUGGCCGGGCUGAACCUCAAACGGGAGACCCACGCUGGCCACAUCCGAGAGGCAAGGCGACUCAGUUCUGAUUCUGGCUUGAAGAGCAACACCCUUGGGCUCCUUGCCUGUGCCAAUCAGUGUCUCUCGAUCGCCAAGCGCGAGUCGGACAACACCGAGGACCCACAGUACCGCGAGCAACUUGCUGCCAACAUGAACAAAAUCCGGAGAGACUCGAGUAUGCUCGACCAAUCCAUGAUGCAGCCCAACGGCAGCCUCAACUACCAGCCGCUGUUCCAAUGGAUCGACAACUCGAUCGAUGAGAUGCAAAAAGUCGAGAAGCUCAUCAAGUCCAACCACUGCAUCCCGGCUUCCGCCGCUCAGUCCUCCCAGAACGAAGAGAUCUGGAAGAUCGCGCCUCCAGCGCCUCCCUGUGCCGAGAACACAGCCAAGAGAGUCAAGAAGAUCGUUGAUGUAGGCAGGCAGCUCAACAACGCAGCGCAAAGCGCAGAUGCCGCUGCCAUGACGCAGCUGAGCAAGGAGUAUGGCGACCUGAUCGACUCGCUCAAGGAGUACACCCAGGACUUGAUGGAGACGAUAUUCCCGGCCGGCGAGGCCAGGGAGCAGGCCGAGACAAACAAGUACCUCGACAACAUCUGUGUGGCCAACGAGCGCAUCCAGGAGGCCUGUCGAGAGCUCGCAGCAUCGCCAUCCACAACAAAGGCACAGUCCGAAGUGGGUCAGUUGAUCCCCUACGUCGACCAGUCACUCAACCAACUCUCGGCACACGUCAACCAGAGCCUUGUGGUGGGACUUUCGGACUCGCUGAAGAGCACUCGCCUCGACUCUGGCGACACCAACCUCGGUGCGCUCUAUAGCAUCGCCAGCAGCGGCGCCGAGAUUGUCCCCAGGACACUCGAAGCCAAGAAGAAGGACUUUUUGGCGGAAAGCGAGCAGCUGGGCGACAAGGUGUUGAUGGCCAUGGACGCCAUAUCGAGUGCCUCGCCCAAGGUGGCCCAAGAGGUUGCUCGCCUCCACGCAAGAUCCAUCGGCCUCGCCUCGGUGAUCGGCAAGAGUGCCCAGAAUGUGGCCAAGCACUGCGAACUCGACAAGUCCAAGAAGGAUCUGAAGCAAGCGUGCGAGGAGUACCACAAAACCUGCGACGACAUUGGAGAGCUCCUCUAUGGAAAUGAUGGCGCCUUUGGCGAAGCACCCCUGCUGGAGGGAGCGAAGACACUCUUUGGGCAGAAGCUCGAUCGUGUUGUGGCAGCACUGUCCUCCGGUGCAUCGCCGGAAAGUGUCGAAGCAGCCCUUCCCGAGUCCGCGCUCGUGGCAAAGUAUUACAUCGACCACAUGGACAAGCACGCCAGCCGAGUCCCGGAUGAAGAGCAAAGAGCCAGACUCAAGUCGCAGGUUGCGGCAAUCAAGCGAGGAUACGAGGAGUUUGUCCAGGAGGCACGAGAACAGGCCAAGCUCAGUCCCUCGCAACGCUCGAGUCUGACAAAGAGCAGGGAGGCACUGGCUUCGGAGGUCGAGUCGCUCAGCGAGGCGCUCUAUGCUAACCACCCCGGGUCAGCCUGGAAGCGACCUGCUCUAUCUCGGGCCUGCGAACCUCCACCGCUGCCGGUGAUCGAGGAGGUACACACUGCAGAGACACAACCCGAGCCAAUACCUGUAUCUGAGUCAAUCUCGGCACCGGAGCCAUCGGCGUCAGAGACAGAGGCACAGACAGCGGCAACGGCCGAGGUCGUCCAACCCAGCAAGACCCUCGAGAAUGUCGAAAGCUUUAUUCAAGAGGUCGGCACGCUCUUGGCUUUGGAUACACCGCUGGCUGCAGAGCAGCUGAGAGCAAAGACGGCCGAGCUGCCCAGGCUCUUGGAGGAGUAUGCGGCGUUUGUGCAGUUCGAGAAGCGCAAUGCCCUCGAUCCAAUCUACGAGCGGCAGCUGGAUCUAAAGUUGGGCGAGCUUGAGAAGCUGGUCCCGAUGGUCACAGGCUCGGCCCUGGGCACGCUGGACCUUGGUACUCUGAAGCAAUGCAUCGGCAAGAUCACAAACCAGCUCAAGGACAUUGGUGCUAUCAUCAAGAACAACAACCCCGGUCUCGCCACCACGGCGUCAGGGCAGCCUAGUGGCAGCCAGGACAGCGGCCCGACGUUGGAGGAGAUUCAGAAAGAAUAUGGCGACGAGGUCGUGAUUGUGGACUCUGAAGCACCGCAACUGCUGGACGAGGACGAGGCCAAGGCCAGCCCGAUCAAGGCUGCAGCCCAGGAACUCAAAGUACUUUCGUCCACCUGGACCUCGGAGGAGAAUCCGGUCAUCGAUUACUCCAACCAGCUGUCGAACCUGAUGCACAACUUGUCCCAGCACCACCAUGAGCUCACGAGGCGGGGAGGCGCUCAGGCCAAGAAGGAGUUUAUCGAAACGGGACGGGCCAUCCUGGCCGCUGCCAACGAACUCUGCCGCCAUGCCGUUGGUUUGGCGGGCCACUGCACCGACCGACGUCUGCGCAACCAGCUGCAGAGCACGACCGAUCGCAUCCAGAGCCUGUCGAGCCAGCUCAAGAUCGUCACGGCCGUCAAGGCCAGUGCCCCUGGCGAUGCCGAUCGCGACGACCAGCUUAUCGGAUGCGCAACCAACCUGAUGGCCAGCGUCCUGGCCUGUCUGCGCGAAUGCGAGAGCGCCAGUCUGCGGAGCCAGGGUGCCGGCAUGAAGUUCCGCAAGAUCUACUACAGACGCAAGCAAUUUGGCAGCAGCGACUGAGCUGCUGCAGAUGGCAUUGGGGAGGGGAAUAAACUGUUCGAGGGCGCUGGGAAUACAGAGACGAUUUCACCUGUCGGGCCGGCCGGUUGGUUGGGCACGCAUGCUGAAGCU